UUGGGUUACGGCGAUGUUAUAUGGUGAAUUGGUGUGCUUUCAACUUAUUUUAAAAAUGACCGUGCUAAAUGUGCAUAAUAAUAGUUUGACCUUUUGCAGGCAUGUGCAAUAAUAUCUGCAAUUGAAGGGGCAGAGAGGUUCAUGCAAAAAAAACCAUGGGUAUCAGAUUUCUUAAUAUCCUUCAUGCCAAGCAUAUUAUCAGCCGACCUUCCUCGAAGGUUGUAGAUGUUCCGAAGGGAUACUUAGCAGUUUAUGUUGGAGAGGCACAAAAGAAGAGAUUUCUGGUGCCAGUGUCAUACUUGAACCAUCCCACAUUUCAAGAUUUGCUACGCAAGGCUGAAGAAGAAUUUGGGUUCUCUCAUCCCAUGGGUGGUCUCACCAUUCCUUGCAGAGAAGACAUCUUUAUCAAUCUUACUUCUCAGCUGAAUGGAUUGUGACAGAGGAAAGAUGGAGAUUCCUCUGGUUAAAAAGACAAUUUUGUAAAUUGGGAACAAUUUCACAUACAUCUUAUUUUUAAUUAUUUGUAGAUACAAAAAUUUUGGGAGGGAAAGAAAAGCCUCCCUUCAUGCGAAACAGGCAGUAAGAUCUAUUUCUUCUUCAAUACGAAUUUGUUUUAUCCUUCGUUCUCACCUCUCUCUC
Molecule: messenger RNA, 639 nt
Organism: Diospyros lotus (date-plum)
Lineage: Eukaryota; Viridiplantae; Streptophyta; Magnoliopsida; Ericales; Ebenaceae
Product: auxin-responsive protein SAUR22-like
Exons: 2
Coding region: 156-437 (93 amino acids)
Biological process (GO): response to auxin
Source: RefSeq, a predicted model, not a curated record